This is a messenger RNA of Lytechinus variegatus (green sea urchin), 2888 nucleotides long. It is a transcript of the gene pdss1, whose product is annotated as all trans-polyprenyl-diphosphate synthase PDSS1-like. Gene Ontology annotation, biological process: isoprenoid biosynthetic process; ubiquinone biosynthetic process. The transcript has 11 exons. The coding region runs from base 20 to 1258 and encodes 412 amino acids. Gene Ontology annotation, molecular function: prenyltransferase activity. NCBI's taxonomy places the organism in Eukaryota, Metazoa, Echinodermata, Echinoidea, Temnopleuroida, Toxopneustidae. Gene Ontology annotation, cellular component: mitochondrion; transferase complex. The record is from RefSeq and is a predicted model, not a curated record.
UGAUUGCGUAACUCCCAACAUGGCUGCGCUCUUGCAUCAGAUAGCUGCCCGUCGGCUGGGAAAUAAAUUUCAGUUUUGGAAUGAAUUUUAUCAAGCUCAUAGAAUGUUUGGGGAAAGCAGACCACUGAGCUGCUCUGCUUUACAGUUAAACUCUUAUAAUUGCCAGGAAUGGACACGCCAAAGCCCCAUUCUGAAGUCACGGACUAGCACAGCUAAAAGGCAGUGGAGACAGUCGAGAAGAAACUACAGCACAGGUUCUGAGGCAGAACCAUUCCCCAAAGAACCAAUCCAGCCAUACAAGCUUAUAGAAAGUGAUUUACAAUCUCUCCAUCCUAGUAUACGACAGGAGCUGUGUGGAAGUUGUCCAGAGCUGACAGAAGUGGCCCAGUAUUAUUUUGACGGGAAGGGCAAGUCUUUCAGGCCGAUGAUAGUACUACUCAUGUCUAAAGUGUGCAAUCUUCAUAAUUCUUCAAAUGAUAGGAUAACUGAUUCUCAGAGGCAGAUCGCGAUGAUAACGGAGAUGAUCCACACCGCCAGCCUGAUGCACGAUGAUGUGAUCGAUGCAGCAGACACUAGGAGAGGAAAAACAUCAAUCAAUGAACAAUUUGGACAGAGAAAAUCUAUACUUGCAGGUGACUUUGUGCUUUCUAUAUCAUCACAAGCCCUUGCUAGGAUAGGUGAUCCAGACAUUGUCAUUGUUCUUUCAACUGUUAUAGAAGAUUUAGUCAAAGGUGAAUUCAUGCAACUUGGAUCUAAAGAUAAUGAGAAUGAGAGAUUUUCCCACUACCUCACAAAAACAUACAAGAAGACUGCCAGCCUCAUGGCUCACAGCUGUAAAGCAGUAGCAAUGUUAGCAGGCAACAGCCACGAUGUGUGUGAGAUUGCUUAUCAGUAUGGGCGCAACAUCGGCAUGGCAUUCCAACUUGUUGAUGAUAUCUUAGAUUUUGUAUCCUGCGAUGAUACGAUGGGCAAACCUACCUCAGCGGACCUCAAGCUAGGUCUCGCAACAGCUCCUGUCCUAUUUGCAGCUGAAAAGUAUCCUGAGCUAAAUGAUAUGAUCAUGAGGAGAUUCAGCCAUGCUGGGGAUGUUGAGAUGGCCAGAAAAGCAGUAGCAAAUACGGAUAGUAUCCAACAGUCGCGUUUCUUGGCUGAGCAGCAUAGCAGAGAAGCGGUGAAACAGAUCGAGAAGCUUACAAAUUGUGCCGAGAGACAAGCACUCAUCUACUUAACUCAGGAAGUCUUAUCCAGGCAUAAAUAACGUCAUCCUUUAAUCUUCUUUAACUGAUGUGUUUUGAGAGGCUAACCGUGCAUAAGCACAAAAUGUGUUCAGAGCUUGGCAUUUUGCAGUGUAGGUUAUCAGAAAUUGAAGUUCUGACACUGAACGUCCCUGUAAGUUACAGUGCUUUCACAAGCAAUAGCGCCAUCUAGUGUUCAGUCAGUUUUGCAUCAUGCAUUAUUGCACAUAGACAAGAAUAUCUGCCAUAGCCGUGUAUUACAUUCCCUAUAAUAUCAGGGGAUUUGGAUAGUGAGAAAUUUUGCUGGGAAAGGUUUGAAAAGUUGACCUUUGACCUGAAAGUUUGGACAGUUGCGCUGAUUUUAAAAGAGAUCAGAAUUGCUGGCCUUGCUUUUAAUGUUGUGGUAAUUUCAAUCAAUUGCUUGCUGUUUGAUGUGCUGAACUGAUUGAAUGAGUCUGUGAGGAAAAAGAUGUCCUGCUUGUGCUAGCCAUGUUAAUUCUGAUUUAAUAAUUUUGACACAAGUAGCAGAGAAAUGACUGAAUACGGCUCCAUAACACUAAACUCACUGAAUGAUUGUACAUUAUGGUCAGUGUAAUCAUUCAUGUACUUUUCUUCUUCAAUCGAUAGCUAAACUUUGUGUUGGUCCUGGAGCCUGUAACACAAACAUUUGCAAUGAUCGUAGAACAUUUUUCUACGAUCGAUUCCAUUGACUACAAUGUACAAUCAAUCGUGAAAAUUGAGUGUAUGAUUAAUCGCUAAUGUUUGUGUUACAGGACGGGCCUUGGGGUCUUUUUUUUAUAAUCUCGAGAAAGUCCUGUUGGAUCUUUAGAUCUGAAGACUUAUUCAGUUAUUCAUAAGAAAAAAAGAGUGAGCAGAGACAAGAAUCAGUGUGUACGGGAAUGUAUCCAGUGAAUCACUGUAUGAUGUUGCUUCUAUGAAGCUUCUAGGGAUUCCAAAUGAUUCUCCUUUCUGCUGCGAAACUUGAUGAUGCAGUUAUGAAGCGCAGUUAUAAAGUAUAGUUGUAUCCACUCUUCAGAGUGCGAAAGGUGCUAAUCAUCAUCAUUAACCUGGCUGUAGCCUAGGGGGCUAACCUGGCUCGUGAGCAUGUCAAGGAAUAAAUAAUUCUGACAAGUAUCCAUGUACUAAACCUGGGUCGGGUGCAGCUCAUUUUGGAUAAAUUAACUAUGCCUUACUAUCUCCUUGGAACCAUUAAAAUGUCUGUUUGUAAGAAGACUACUAUUGUGUUCCAAGAAAUAAAAGAAAAAAAAAACACCGAACACAGAAUAAAUCAUCGAAAAUUGGGACCUUUGGGGUGUAUCACAGAGAGGUAAAUAUGACCUAGAGUCACACUUAAAAUGCCUAGUUGUGUGCAUUGUAAAAGGUAUAACCACAAUGGUCAGAUCAUGGAUCAUGCAAAGAUGACGUGUACUACGGUGUAUUAUUCAAUAAGAUUGCGUGUUCAUAUCAUGUAUGCGACGCUAGGUCAUACUUAAAUCUUUGUGAAACACCCCCCAAGAAAUAUUCCCUCGUUAAAUCAGGAACAUUGUUUCAAUCAGGCUUCUCUACUAUACUUGGCUUUCGUUGUAUCACAUGUCCUUUUCUAUAAAGAUGAAACUGAUUUUAAAAUAAAAGGUGAAUUCUAUUUAUAAAGCA